Messenger RNA from Parastagonospora nodorum SN15, 600 nucleotides. RefSeq lists its product as hypothetical. Lineage: Eukaryota; Fungi; Ascomycota; Dothideomycetes; Pleosporales; Phaeosphaeriaceae. The record is from RefSeq and is a predicted model, not a curated record. The transcript has 2 exons. The coding region runs from base 1 to 600 and encodes 199 amino acids.
AUGUCGACGCCCACGUCUGGCAGUGUCGUGCCAAUGUCACCCCUCCUCGCCCUACCCGCUGAACUCCGCAACCUAAUCUACAAGUACGCCCUGGGCGGCAACCAUCACGCCCUGUACGAAACUACCGGAAAGCUGCACUUUGGUCCCGACACCGACAAUCUCCUGGCUCUGUUGCGCACGAGCCGCCAGGUCUACUCCGAAACCCACCUCAUCGUCUACUCGCACAAUAUCUUCGCCUUCAGUACCACGAAAUCUGUCCACAAGUUCCUCAAUGACCACAGCACCGAGCAAAAGGCUGCUAUCCGGACUCUGGCGCUGCAAAUCUUUUCGAGGACGAAUAUGAUCAAUGAGCGCAAGGCGUUGAAGGCGUCGGAUCUUAGGUACUUGUCGCGCCUAACUGGACUCAGGAAUGUGCAGAUAUGGGACUACUACUAUGACGGACGUACGGUUGAUACGACAUGGGUGGGUGGUGUCUGGGCGUGGACGGGCGGGCGGAACAUGAAGGUGGAUAUUUGUCGUCAUAAUUCUGACCUGCUGAGCUUCCAGAGCGUAGAGACGGUCGAGCGUCCGCGCGUCCCGUUGGGGGUCUCGUCUGGCUGA